This is a messenger RNA of Labrus mixtus (cuckoo wrasse), 1834 nucleotides long. RefSeq names its product voltage-dependent calcium channel gamma-7 subunit-like. Gene Ontology annotation, cellular component: AMPA glutamate receptor complex; postsynaptic density membrane. The transcript is spliced from 6 exons. Gene Ontology annotation, biological process: regulation of AMPA receptor activity; calcium ion transport; positive regulation of synaptic transmission, glutamatergic. Lineage: Eukaryota; Metazoa; Chordata; Actinopteri; Labriformes; Labridae. Bases 327 to 1421 code for a protein of 364 amino acids. Gene Ontology annotation, molecular function: voltage-gated calcium channel activity; channel regulator activity. The record is from RefSeq and is a predicted model, not a curated record.
CACACAUCCCACCUCCCUUUACCCAAACUACAGUUAAGCUCCUUCAACGGAUUCUCCGCAGUGCUGAAGGAGCGGAGAGAAGUCAAGAAGGAGAAGGAGGAGGAGAGAGAAACGGGGGAGAAAAGAGAGGAGAAGAGGAGGAAACACGGGAGAGAGAGAGAGAGAGAGGUAGUGUAUCGAGUGCAAGACACAGGAGAGAGAGAGAGAGAGAGGGAGAGAGAGAGGGGGGAGAAAAGGGGAAAACUGCACAUUUUGGUGUCCAGGCUCGUCAGUGCUCACAGAUCGCUCGUCUGCUGCGCCGUCCAAGCAGCUGUCCGCUCUGCAGGAUGAGUUCGUUCAGCACGAGGGCCCUGACGCUGCUCUCGUCUGUUUUCGGGGCGUGCGGGUUGCUGUUGGUGGGCGUCGCCGUGUCGACGGAUUACUGGCUGCUGAUGGAGGAGGGGAUCGUCCUGCAGCAGAACCAGACCACCGAGGUCAAGAUGGCGCUGCACUCGGGCCUGUGGAGGGUCUGCUUCGUCGCAGGACCGGAGAAGGGCAGAUGUGUGGCCUCAGAGUAUUUCACCGAGCCUGAGAUCGAGAUCACAACAGAGAACACGGCCAACAUCCUCAAAAUGGUCCGCACCGCCACUCCCUUCCCCAUGGUCUCCCUGCUCUUCGUCUUCACCGCCUUCAUCAUCAGCAACAUCGGACACAUCCGGCCGCAGCGCACCAUCCUCGCCUUCGUUUCUGGAAUAUUCUUCAUACUCUCAGGUCUCAGUCUGGUGGUCGGUCUGGUCUUGUACAUCUCCAGCAUUAACGACGAGGUGAUGAAUCGACCCAGAGAAGCCGAGCAGUUCUUCCACUAUCACUACGGCUGGUCCUUCGCCUUUGCCGCGUCCUCCUUCCUGCUCAAAGAGGGUGCAGGAGUGAUGUCGGUCUACCUCUUCAUGAAGCGUUACGCUGAGGAGGAGCUCUACAGGCCUCACCCCGCCCUCUACCGCCCCCGCAUGUCCGACUGCAGCGACUACAGCGGCCAGUUCCUCCACCCCGACUCCUGGCCUCCACCGCAGCGAGGCCGCAGCGCCUCCGAGGUCUCCUCCGACAUCUCCAUCCAGCUCAACCAGACUCCGCCCCCGAAGCCCCCGCCCAAGGGGGGCGGCGGCAGCUCCCAGCAGACGCCCUCGUCCUCCGGGCCUUCAUCGGCGGCCAGCUACCAGCUCCAGCCGGCGUCCUCUUCCUCUACCUCCUCCUCGUACCCCCACCCCCUCCACAUGGCCGCCACCUCCACCCUAACCAGAUCGUCCCACGCCCACGCUCAGGCCCACCCCCACCCCCAUCCGAGCGGGCCCCCACCUCAGUCCAUGCCGAUGGCGGGGCCGCCCUCAGCCGUGCCUCCUCCUCGCUAUCAUGCACACAUGCGAAUGAGCGCCUCGCCAUGCUAGGCGCCAUGCGCAGGGAAAGGGGGGGGGGGGGGGGGGCACAACUGGAGGGGAUUAGAUUGGCAACACACACACACAUCCUCAAAGUGUGGGAGGAGGGAGCGGCGAGGAAAGACAAGAGGGGCGCAGGGCAGGAGAAGCAGGUGGGCGGAGGGACUCACUGCUGAUGGCGAGCUAGAGACGAAGAGCGACACUUAACCAAACUUUGAACACGCUGGAGGGGAACGCAGGGGGUGGGGGGGGGGGGGGGGCGAUGAUUAGUAGCAACAAAAACCUUUGUGGGGUUUCAUUCACCAUCAGGGCCGUGAUACACAGGAAACAGGAAACAGGAAGUUGAACCUUUUCCAUUCACAUUUUCAGAGUUCAACACGAAUAGUUUCAUUUUGUCUGUUAUGUUUUUAUUCAACAUGUUGUGU